GCGGUGUAGUUUUUGAUAUACGAUGUGCACAUAGUGUUUUAUAUCAAAAGGUCAUCUUUGAACUAGAAGUAUCAGCAAGAACAUGAUUCUGCUAACGUUGAUUUGUAUUUUCUUGGCAUCGGUUAAUGGAUUUGAUACCAGUCCUCCAGGCUGUGCUACUUCGGAAUUUGACAUCAUUUUUAUAUUGGACACUUCUACUGGAGUGACGGAAGAAAACUUUCAAGAACAGAAAGACUUUACAAAAGGCGUGAUUGAUGCAUUUGACAUCAACAGUCUGUCAACUCGAGUUUCUGUGAUUACUUACGGCUCCGUUCCAAAAGUACUUAAUUACUUACAAAACAUAACUUCUUCAAGCGGAGAAGGAAACAGCUUUGGAAAAUCCGAAAUUUUAGAACUCGUUGAUUCGUCUGGUCUUGUAGGAGGUUCGAGAAGAUGCGGCAAAGCAUUGAACUAUGCAUGCGAUACGGUGUUAGGAUAUGAUGUGGAGCUACCGAACCCGGGUAUCCGGAGACGGAAUGUUCCAAUUUUUAUUAUUGCUGUAUCAUCCGGAUAUUCGAAUGAUGACAUUUCUUCCGAUUUGUCAUGUAAACUGGAUCAGGAGUUCGGAAAAAUAAGAAAUUCUGACGUAACAAUAUGGGGAGUAGCCACAAACUAUAAAGGAAAAACAACGUUCGGAAGUAAACACAUCGAUGAGGUUUUUGAGUCGGCAGAUUUAAGCACAUUGCAAAAAUCAAUAAUCGAAAAAAUUUGCAGCAAAAUGUCAUGGGGAUGUUCACUCGCACAGCAGGAUUUAGUCUUUCUUAUUGACAGAUCUCAGCCGAUAUCGGAAGAAGAUGUCAAGAAUGUAAGAACAUGGAUGAAAAACAUUGCAAAAAGUUUUGAGAUUGGAGAAAAAUAUACAAAAAUCAGUGCAAUAGAGUUCAGUGAUAGUUCAUCGGUUCAAUUCGACCUUGACGAAAACUUGGAUGCAACAAGUCUGGAAGAAUCCAUAGACGACAUAUCAUAUCUUUCUUCAAUAUUUGGAAGCAGGAACAUUGAAGAUGCUUUACGACAUGUUGCUCUUAAAUCGUUCACGAAUGAAGAAAUUGAUGUCCGGAAAAAGGUUCAUAAAACUAUCGUAUUGUUAACAACUGGAACAAUUACUGAUAUUGAACUUUCAAAAAUUGCUGCAAACGAUCUUCGAAUUGGGGGAGUCGAAAUUUUUGUCGUAAACGUCGGUUCCGACGGAAGAAAUGAGGAAUUCCAGCAAAUAUCAUCAAACCCUUUCUCAACCCACAUAACAGUGACUUCAGAUUUCACUGAUCUUAAGGCACAAACUAGAAUCUUGGUAAACAAUAUUUGUCAAGGAAUGUUCAAAAGAUAUUCUGGAGCAUUGUUAGAUCUUCAUUUUAUUAUCGAUGGAAAUUGGAAUGCAACUGCCAGAGCCCAAACAAAAACAUUAAUGAAAAGAAUCGUCGAUUUUUUUCACAUCGGCCAAAACUAUUCAACAGUCCAGGUGUUGAGUGUCGAGUCGCAACCACAUAUAUUACUCAAAGAAAGUCGAACAAAAGCUGAUGCUUUUAGUGGAAUAAGCAAUAUCAAGUUUGGAACAAAAAUUGAUAAAACGCUUUGGAAUGAAUCGUUAGAAUACGCAUUUACUAAUUUCAAUUUGGAUGAACAAAGUGGGAGAGAAAAGGUGUUCAUCGUUUUAUCGCCGGAAAAAAUUACUGACCAAGAAUUCUGGAAGAAAGUUGACGGAAAACGCCAACUGGGAUCUCACACGUAUUGGUUCGGAUUGACGUCUCACGGCAUGGAAUGGCAAUAUGGGGCAUCGCAUGGUGGACGCUGGGAUGCAGCAGCCGGCAAUUUUAAACCUGUGGCUCAUAAUAUUGUUGACCGAAUCAGUACCGACACCACUCAAAGAUGUGGACUUAUCGAACUUGAUCUGCAAUUUCUCUUGGAUGGAUCAUCAAGCAUACAAAGCGAUAAUUUUGAUCAAACGAAGGAUUGGGUUCAGACACUGAUCAGUAUGUUUGAAGUGGGACAAUUCACUACAAGAAUAGGAGUGAACCAGUACAGUAGAUCACCCGUCACAGAAUUCAAUUUAAACGAAUACGAUACCAAACCAUCGUCGAUUCAAGCAGUCAACGACAUUGAACAUUUGAAGGGAUCAACAAGGAUUGGACUUGCAAUCAACUACACUUUAUCAAACAGUCUGAUUCCUCAGUCAGGAUCGAGGCAAGGAGUCCAAAAAAUCUUAGUAGUACUAACAGAUGGAAAAUCAAGCGACGUUGUUUCAGAAGCUUCCAGAAUUGCUCACGAGAAGAAAGAUCUAACAACAUACGCGAUCGGUGUGGGUGAUGUAGACAUGGAUGAACUACGAGAAAUUGCAUCAGAGCCGGUAGAUCGUCAUCUAUUUUUUGUAGAGGAUUUCGAUCAAAUAAGUUCAAUCAAAAACAGUCUUGCAACGAGUUUAUGUGAAACAGCAAAGUCAUCUCAAAAUGUUUUUGCUUCUGGUGGAGAGCUGGAUUUUAUCGUAUUGUUGGAAGACUCCACAUUGCUUCCAGGAGGAAGAUUCUUUAUAGAAAUUCAAGCCUUCAUUGUAAAACUUUUAGAACAAUCAUCGGUACAGUACGAUACUCGUUUUGCGGUAGUGCAGUUCGCCGCUGAGCCAAGAACAAUUUUGCCGUUUUCAACGAACAUCACCGAAUUACUCAUCGCGAUGGAAAAGUCUUACGAAUCCAAAGAUUAUCGAUUGUCAGUAAAACUAGGUCUUGCACUUGACCACGUCACUGAGAUGUUCCUUAAAGAUACAAGUCGUAGUCAGGCUAAAAAGGUCUUACUAAUAAUUAUGUCGAAUCCAACCAGCGAUAGUUCGUUUCAUUCAGCAUCAGCCCUGGCUGAAUUGGGAGUUUACGUAUUCGGAAUAAGCCUCGGAAGGACAGCAAGCCUUACUCAACUGGAAACGGUUACUACAAAACCAACAGAUGAAUAUUUUUAUGCUGUACCUGAUGCGUUCGCGGCAGCAAAGUUGGGGCCGGUUCUGACAAGACACAUUCGAGAAAUUACAAAAUUAGAAUGUAAAAACACAAAAACAAGCAUGGUAUUUGUUGUGGACAAUACUAGUACGAUGGACGAAGAUAAGUUCAAUCUUAUAAUACGAAUGUUGUCAAAUAUCGCGAGUGGAAUGAGCGUAGAUGGAUCAACGUCAUUCCUUUCUAUGGUGCUCAGAGGAGAAGGAAGUGAAGUAUAUAGAUUGCAGAAAAUAAAUGAAGGCAAUGUACGGAUCAUUUUAUCACGCAUUCCUUUGGAAUUAGCUACUGUGGACGCGUUGCAAGCUCUUAAUAUAAUUGUAGAACAAGGGUUUGAUGACGUCACAGGUGAUCGAUAUAACGUGCCAAAGACUGUUUUUCUUGUUACGGAUGGAGAUGGAGCUUUUGAAUUUGAUGAAGUCAUCGACACUACAAAUCUUUCCGAAUCCGGGAUUGAUUUGAUAAAAAUAGUAGUCAGAGAUAUUCCUAGUUUUUCAAUCAUCGACGAUUUUGAAGUUAACGACGAUGACACAACGGAAACGAUACCCCAAGAUAAUUCUUAUGAAAUAUCGGUUGAUUCAUAUGAAGAUCUAUCAGGAGUUCCAGCAAAAGUAAUCGAUCGUCUAUGUAGAGGUGCUGUGUUCUGUCCAAGAAUGUCUGGCACAUCUGGAAGACACGGUUAUAAUUUACUGGAAUCGAUGAAUCUCCAUGGAAAUGCAGAUAAAAUGAAAUUAAAAAUGAGAAAAGGAAUGGCUGAAGAUUCGUUAUCAUACCGAUUUCAAGGAAGGACUCGCGCAUUUCGACCAAAAAACGAAGUGUUUCCAAAUGGAUUCCCGACGUCUAAUUUUUCAGUCGUUGCUCUCCUACGAAUGGGAAAACAAUUACGAACAUCUGAUGUAUGGCAUUUAAUCGAAUUAACAGACGAUUCAGAGGCAGUUGAGUUCUCAAUAAACCGAGAUGGCAAUGCCAACGAGAUUGGCGUGUAUGGAGCAUCAAGUCCUCCAGAAAUUGCUGUAUUUCGAGGUCCUAGAGUGGAUUCAUUGUCAAACAGAGAUUGGCAUAAGCUACAAUUUUUAUUCAGCGGAGAUUUUGUGGAUCUUUAUAUAAACUGCCAAAAAGCAGGGAGGCAAUCAUUUCGAGCAAACAACGUUGGAAUAACGAAACAUGGAAUCGCAAGAAUUGGAAAAUCUUUCAGCAGUAAAAAAUCAGCUUCAUUCGAUAUUCAACGACUCGACAUAUUAUGCGGAUUAGGCGGUGAAAUUCAAAGUUAUAUGGAAGGCUGUUGUGACGUGAAAGGAUAUAAAGGGAAAGAGUGCAUCGGAGAAGUUAUCGAUGCCCCUGAAUCCACUCCAAAGCUUGACUUAGAAGAAAAAGUACCAUCAUCAGCAGGUGGAGGUGGAGGAACGACUGGGAUUAUCAUACAAAAAGAGGAAUGCAAUUGCCCUCCUGGACCCAUUGGUCCAGCAGGUUCCUCUGGCGCACAAGGAUUAAGUGGUGAAAAGGGUUCUAAGGGCCUAGAUGGAUUUCGUGGAGUACCCGGUAGCAAAGGCGAAAAGGGUGAUGUGGGACCGGCCGGACCUCCCGGUGGAGGUGCCGGUGCGGCAGGAAGUGGAAUAGGAGCUACUGGCCCUCGUGGACAACCUGGACCGCCAGGUCCGCCUGGAUUACCUGGGAUAUCAUCUGGUCAAAGUAUACGCGGACAGAAAGCGUUCGGGAUGGCAGCAUCAGAUGCCAGAAUGGAAACCAUCGCACAAACAGAAUGUCGAAACAUGAUUAAUCGAGAAGUGCCCCGAAUUGUAACGAUGCUGUUAGAAAGCUCAACCUUCACAGAGAUGUAUCGAGGACCAAAAGGUUCUCGUGGGUUGUCAGGGAGUAUUGGGAUACAAGGUGCACGUGGUCAAUCUGGACUACAGGGAAUACCUGGGCCGCGUGGAAUGCAAGGACCAGUUGGAGAAGUUGGCCCAGUUGGACAAAGAGGUCCCAAAGGUGAAAGAGGAGAACGGGGUAGCCACGGAUAUGGGAUACCAGGUACGCAAGGAAUACCAGGAAUCCGUGGUCCUCCUGGUGAAACUGUUCAUGGAACACCAGGACACAAAGGAGAUGUAGGAUUACCUGGCGAGCGUGGACGUCCCGGACUCCCAGGAGCAAGGGGACUUCACGGAGCUGCUGGGCGGUGCGACCCAAACUACUGUUAUUCGGCAGCUUAUCUGUGGAUGUCUCAAUCACGGGCAGACAAUUCUGAUAUAAAAGGAUGAAAUAGUACUUUGGUUGUUACCAUUGAUUACUACUAUUUAGCUCAAAAGUGAAAUUCAGUUUGACGUUCAGUUAUCCGUUCUUUGUCCAUUUCUGUUCUAUAUUUUAUAUUAUCAAUACUUCGAUUGCAAAUAUUUUAACCAAGUUAAUAAUCCCGAUCUGUCUUGAUUAAAUAAAAGAGUUUAUUUGAUUAUGCCGCAUGAGUUGCAGUCAAUAGUUGUGCUUCAGCUUUGUGUUGUGCUGUAUUCACUAUUGUUUUGCGUCCAAGUGCUAGUUCCAUUAUUUUUAGUUGUUUUAUUGAAAUACUUCAAUUUUGUUCAGCAUAAUGAUACAAUGUGUAGUUUUUGAUGUUUUAAUCAUCAUUUUGAAUCCAAAUAUACUUCCAUUUCCAAGCCUUGCUGGUUAUUUUGCUAGUAGUUUCGUGGAUGCCGACGAAAUGGCGU
This is a messenger RNA of Styela clava, 5707 nucleotides long. RefSeq names its product collagen alpha-6(VI) chain-like. The record is from RefSeq and is a predicted model, not a curated record. NCBI's taxonomy places the organism in Eukaryota, Metazoa, Chordata, Ascidiacea, Stolidobranchia, Styelidae.